Messenger RNA from Cydia splendana, 1807 nucleotides. RefSeq lists its product as uncharacterized. Lineage: Eukaryota; Metazoa; Arthropoda; Insecta; Lepidoptera; Tortricidae. Bases 110 to 1807 code for a protein of 565 amino acids. The record is from RefSeq and is a predicted model, not a curated record. The transcript has 6 exons.
CAAUGGCGGACUAUUUGAACAGCUUUUUUCUUGUGUUUGUUCGAAAACGUUCUUAUAAGAGAGGGGGGCUCACAACGGUUAGAGUCGUGUUAGUAUACAUGGAGCGACAAUGAAGACAAUAGUCGUGUGCGCUAUAUUUGUUUUGGAGCUAGUCUCCUCUUUCCCAUUCCCGGAGUCCACGUACUAUGAUACGUACGAGCCCACAGAAAUCCAAAUACCAACUCUAGCACACUCUCCCGACCUCUACGAGCAACAACAACUUUACAUCAAACAGCAGAAUGAUAACAUCCGCAGGCAGAACUAUGAGAACAUGUUGAGGAAUCAGAUCCUGACGCGGCCGAGCUACAAUAUUCAACCUGUGUUGAACACCGUACGUGACCCGUAUAUCCCACUGCAGCGGCCGAUUCAGCGCGCUCAGUAUGAGGCGCCCUUAACACCGCAAUACUAUCCUGUUCCACGCCAGCAGCCUAUUCGGCAAUACCAGCCAGUGCAAAGCCAGGACUUCCAAGUAGCAACAGAGGCCCACGCCGCAGCCGGGAACUCUCAGGGCGCGAGCCAGCAGACACAUAACCCGUACCAUUAUGCGCAAUUCAGCGCACAAAAUCUGGCGGCCCACCCACGAAUCCAGCAAGUCCUAGCUUCCACACCGCUCAAGAAACGCUAUUUAGUGCUCCACCCCAACGGAACCAUCGAGCAUAUCGACAAGAUUGAACACAUCGUCGAACAACACCCUAAUUACAUCUUAUUGAACGCUGGAAGCGUUACACCACAGAAUGCAAAACCAGGUUCAGCGCAAAAUCCGGUGGCCCCACAGGCCCCCGUAGCACCUAAUUCCCCAGUGACACCAGCGGCACCAAAUGCCCCAGUGGCACCAAAUGCACCAGUAGCACCAACGGCACCAAUUGUCCCUGCAGCCCCUGUAUCACCAAAUGCCCCAGUACCUGCGGUUCCAGUAGCCCCAUCGCCACCAACGGCCCCAGUAUCUUCAGCUGCACCAAAUGCCCCAGUCGCCCCAGCUACGGCUGCGCAAAUAAACACUGUCCCUACGCCACCAGUAGCCCCAGCACCAAUUAACCCAGCCCGGGCCCCAAUAAAGCCAGCCCCUGCACCAGUUAAUUCACUAGUACCAGUUAGUCCAAUCGCUGGACCUUCACCAGUUAACUCCAAGCCCACACCACCGCGAGGAUCUACCUCUAUUCAAACUGGCAUCGUGCCUGGCCCAAAACCGACAGUCCCCCCACCAACCGGCCCAACUACCGAGCUACCACCGGUUGCACCUACAGCACAACCACCGAUAUGGGAAACUACUGCAACUGCCAUUUACCCUCCACCAACUACUCCUUCACCACCAGUAACUGAGACUCUGCCUCCGGUGACAACUACACCACCAGUGACAGCAAUCACUCCUGUACCACCAGGAACUGAGACUGACACAGACACUGAUACAGAAGUGACAACCCCCGUACCCCCGACCACUGAAGAUCCAAAUCAACCGGACAGCCCGACCACAGUGGAUCCAUGUAUCAAACCAAAGGAUACGAAAAACGAUAUCGACUUACUUCAAGAAAAUGGCGCGAAACCAGUGGUAUGGUUCAGGACGAAGGAUCUUGCCUUCUGGGAGAACCUGACGACCGGAGACGAAGCGUGCGACGUCGUGUACAUCUUCAACGUGCCGCGGGCGCCGAGGGUGACGAAGGAAACUAAUACCACUAUACAUGCUGACGGUACUGUGGUGGAAGAAGUGACGCAGACCAUUUAUGAGGACGAGGGUGAGUAUUUUAAGAAGCUGGAGAGAACAUAUGAAUGA